ACAAAAAGAGCUUCCAGUUAGAUCACUAUCAAUGGAAAAUUGAAUAUUGAAUGUGGCUCCUUGAAUUACACAUUAUCCUUUCCUGUUUCAGCACAUCUCCCGUUUAUAUUGAGGUUUUUUAGAAAGAGGUGUUCCAGUAUUAGAUUCAUGCUGUAUCCUAAAAAAAUAAAGAGCAACACUGCUGUAUUAGUUUGGAAAUAAUGAACAUUGAUUUGUAUCUUGUCUUAUGGUUUCAGAGUCAGAAACCUUCAGGCUCAAUGCACAGGGUAAUAUUCAUCCUCUCAACGUUUGCUGUGAAGCAGCUCUGUACUUUAAUGAAGGCAUGAAACAGAGUUCCUUUGGGAACACUCAGUGACAAGGAACUGCAUAUGUUAAUUUCACAAAUCAAUUUAUGCACUAAAGGAAAUGCUAAAGGAAUUGGGUGGGAGUAAAACUGAGAAUGUAUAAUUGAUUAAGAUGAAUGAAAUUAAUUUAAAAUUAACCAUUGCAAUGAGACAAUAUGGUGUAUUGAAUUUAAGUGAACCGUGUUUCUGAUUUCACAUUCCCGCACAAGUUCAUGUGGUUUUAAUAUAAAUGGAGCAUAGUUUGGUUUCUACUGUGCUUUUUUUUCUCGGGCUACAUAAUCUAUGACCCCCUAUCCAUUACAGGAAUAGGUACUGCCUCGGGAAAGCGAAGACAGAGAAAGAGAAGGACUGUGUGUAUGCUCAUGGAGAGAUGGGUGCACACAAAUUUGUAACUUGGCUUUUUGUGUUUGCAAUCAAUCAUUCAUCUACUGACAGUUCUUUGCCUGUGCAAGCGCAACAUCAGCAAUCUGAGCUCACACAAAAACACACACACGUAUGUGCACACACAUUCAUUGGCACUGACAGCAGAGGCAGAGGGAGCAUUUCUCCUCUCCUAUCAUGCUGGCUAGUUAUACCAAUCCCCCCUCUGCAUUCCUCACACCGGUGCAGUCAGAGCUCAUACACAUCCAAACUGCUGCACACAAAUAUGUGCACAAACACACCAUCUCUCGCUCUCUCUCUCACACACACACAGGCAUUAUUCUGAUGGUCUGUUGUUGCAGGGGAGGCAGGGCUCUGGUUUCAUUCAGGCUUCAGGCGACUGCUAAAGUCUUGUUUGCGUGCAGUGACUGCUGGCUGCUUGACAACAAAGAUAUCAUCUCUGAGUUGCUCCAGGUACACAAAGGAUAAAGCGGUCUCUUUUUUGCAUCUGAAAUCUGGACUUGGACCACUAAGAUGAGGAGAGUGAAGAAAAUCAAGAUGAAGCCAGGGAGAUAACAUUGUUGACUGUGGAUCAUUUUACUAUUUGAUUGGAUUCAGCUUUGGACAUGCAGACGUAGACUUCUGAAGUUAGCCAGCCAGAGUGAGGAGAUUGGACAUUGUUCUUUAUCUGACAAAGGUUUGGACUGAGCUCCCUCAGAAAAUGGCUACAACCGAAACCAAAGUUACCAACAGCGGCACUGCAGGUCUGUCAUGGGCACGCGUCUGUAAAGAAUGUGGCCAGCAGCACGAGGGUCAAGACGCACACCUAUACGAGUAUCAGGAUGAGGUAGAUGAUGAACUGGUUUGCCACAUCUGCCUACAACCCCUGCUCAAACCUAUGGAUACUCCAUGUGGCCACACUUAUUGCUUUCACUGUCUCAGCAACUUCUUAAAAGAGCAGGACUUCUGCCCUGUGGAUCGCCAGCGGCUGCAGCUGCAUCAGUGCCGUCCCUCCAGCCUGCUGGUGAGGAACCUGCUGGACAAGCUGACUGUGAUGUGCCCCCACUAUGCAGAGUGCCAGCAGCAAAUGCAGCGCUGUGAACUGCAGCCUCACCUGCACAACAGAUGUCCUGUUUUUAGAAGGCUGAGGGAGGAAGCAGAGAAGAGGAAGAGGCCCUCAUGGCAUGAAUUAAAGGGACGUAAGGGUGACGGGGAGUUAUCUGGAGAUGCCAAACAUUCAGCAACGCUAUCUCGAAAUCCUGCCCGGGAUCAGCCUGAGCCUGGACUGAUUAAUCCUGCCUAUGAGGAAAGUGAGGAUGAUAACACUCCUCUGAGAUCCAGUCUUGUGGCUGAAGCCAACCUUGUGGAGCUGUUCAGAGAGGAACCCGAGGAGGAACUGGGCCUUCGCAUCGUGGGUGGGAAAGACACACCGCUGGGAAACAUAGUCGUCCAGGAGAUUGUCCGGGACUCAAUAGCAGCUCGCGAUGGCAGGCUGGCCCCGGGGGAUCAUAUCUUAGAGGUGAAUGACGUCAGUUUGGCUUCAGUUCCCCAUGCCCGGGCCAUUGCAAUGCUGCAGCAGCCUUCCCUCAUCAGGCUCACUGUCAUGCAAGAGAAAGGUUUCAAAUUAAGGGAUCAACGAUCUGAUCAUCACCCUUCCACUUCUACUGCCACCCAGCCCUCUCCUAGUCCCCAUGGUAACGCUUCAUCUAACCACAAUCCCGGCACAGUCCUGCAGGUGACGUUGAUGAAGAGUCACCGCACAGAACCACUCGGCAUCAAACUGAUUCGCAAGUCUGAUGAGAGUGGGGUUUUUAUCCUUGACCUGUUGUCUGGCGGUCUGGCUGCCAAAGAUGGAAAACUGAGGAACAAUGACAAAGUGUUGGCCAUCAAUGGGCAUGACCUGAGACACGGCACACCUGAGAGUGCAGCCCAGAUCAUACAGGCCAGUGAGGUGCGUGUGAACUUUGUGGUAAUGAGACCUGCAGAGACACCGGAGGAAGGAGGAAGCAGCAGAGAGGGCCAACACAGAGCAGCCAGGAGGGGGCCUGAGCCACAGUACUUUAGGCGUCCCGCUACCUACAUGAAGGAACCUCCAGGCGGGUUUUCCAGCCAGGAGAAGACUGUGAGCCUGAAGAAGGAGCCUCGGCUUUCUCUGGGUAUCACCAUCGCUGGCGGGAGGGAUUGUCGGAGUCGACUGCCAGUUUACAUCACGAGUGUGCAACCUGUUGGCUGUCUACACCGAGAUGGUACCAUCAAAAAAGGUGAUGUUCUGCUGAGCAUCAACGGCUUUGAUUUGACCCAGCUGACCUACAAUGAGGCUGUUUCUGAACUGAAGACUCAAACAGCUCAGUCCCAGGUGGUGCUACGUGUGAUCCAGACCCUCUCUGACGACUCUGAGGACGACUCUGAGGCUGGCAACAAGGACGAAUUUGACCACACGGAUGACCCACGAGACGACACCCUCAACUGGACACCCUUGUGGACUCGCUGGCUGGGUUUACCAAGUCACUUGCACUGGUGCAGAGACGUUGUGCUGCAGAAGACCAACAAUGAGAGCUGGGGCUUCAGUAUCGUUGGGGGCUAUGAGGAGAGCCAUGGGCAGCAGCCCUUCUUCAUUAAAACCAUAGUGCCUGGAACACCUGCUCACUUUGAUGGACGUCUCAAGUGUGGAGAUGAGAUUGUGGCAGUGAAUGGAGCCACGACUGUGGGAAUGAACAACUCCUCCCUCAUCCCUAUGCUCAAGCUCCAGAAGAAUAAAGUCACACUGACUGUGGUGUCCUGGCCGGGCAGUCUAGUGUAAUUCCUGUUCAGCUGCAUUCUGUACCAGGACACUGUCCUUUCUGUGCAGUUGUAACUUGUUUCAUAACAUUUGUUAAAAUCUUUCAUUUGUAUUCCAACAUAUAGGUCUGUCAGAGCAGUCAUGUGCAGAAUUAGUAUAAUCUGUCAGGGUUGGGAGCACUCAUGGAGCAGUUGGUUGUUAUAUCUGGGUGCAGAAAUGAUGACAAUCAAUUAAUUAUAUGCUAAAACACAAACUGGAUGGAUCGUUACUUUUCUUCUUGACUGUGUGUGAAGCUGUUAAUAUACAUUUACUAGUUCUAUAUAGUAUCAGUUAAUAGUCAUAUUUGAUUCAAGUGAUUCACUUUAACAGUGUACAUUGAUUAUAUAUAGUUGCAUAAAAAUACUUGACAUGAGGUUUUUUUUGAUGAUUACAUAUAACAUGACUGCAGACUUAAUUGGCCGAUGCCAGACCACUUUUUUUUUCAAAUAAAAAAGGACCCCAAAUAUGGAGGUGCUGUGCAGAAAAAAUUGUUCACUUUUAAUGGUUUUAACAGAAAUAUGAGGCCUAGUUGUGGCAGUGUCAUUAAACUGAACAGAAAACAAACCCACUAUUAAAUGCAAAUUUCCUUUGCAUACAGCUUCCAGGUUUAUUGUAGAUCUUUAUAUUAACAUAGCCUAACAUUACAAAAUGUAAACUAAGUAACUUUUUUUAUUCUUUUCUAUGAAUCUUAGGUUUUAACAAUCCCUGAGAGACAUUAGGCAGAUUUUUUUUUCAAAGAAUCAUGUUUCUGUAUCAGUGCUCCGUAUUUAUUUACAUAUGAUAAAACUGUUCAUUCUAAAUUACUUUUAAGAAGUGGGUGCCUUGUAAAUAUUGAAGGACAAACCAGAAUGUAUAAUUGCCUUAAAAUGCCUUUGAACCAAAAAUGUGUUUUGUCUCAUUAUGUGCUGUUGAAAGGAAUUUAAAGGAGUAUGGCCUUAUCUUAUUUGAUUAUCUGUCAAAUUCCCAGUGGCCUUGCUUGUAUCUUAUUUGAUGCAAGACUUAUUGAACAAAUCAGUCUGGCUGUAAAAUGUACAGCAAGUAAUGUGUGAAUUAGCCCGUGUGCUGUUUCAUUAUGUUCAAUAAAAUCAUAUCAAAUCA
Melanotaenia boesemani (Boeseman's rainbowfish) is the source of this 4620-nucleotide messenger RNA. It is a transcript of the gene lnx2b, whose product is annotated as ligand of numb-protein X 2b. The transcript is spliced from 10 exons. The record is from RefSeq and is a predicted model, not a curated record. NCBI's taxonomy places the organism in Eukaryota, Metazoa, Chordata, Actinopteri, Atheriniformes, Melanotaeniidae. Bases 1426 to 3504 code for a protein of 692 amino acids. Gene Ontology annotation, molecular function: protein binding; ubiquitin-protein transferase activity.